AUGGCGUUUCUUCUCCCAAUUGCCGCGGGCGCAGCGAUUUUGACGGCCGAGACAGCUAGGCGCAUCAACGAGGCACGAGGCCGGACGUCAACAGCGCCGCCGACUUCAGCCCAAGCCGAGACUCGGAGGACGGCGCCUGCGGGUGGCAAACCUCCAGAUGCGAGGCGGGAGGGCGGAAGUCCCAGUAGAGGAGGCGGUGAAGGCAAGCGUGUUGAAGAAGAUCUACGGAAGGCAGCCGAAGCUGCCGCAGAGCGUGCAGAGCAGGAGAGACGCAAAGCCGUAGAGCAGAGGGCACAGGCGGAGGAGGCCGCGGAGAGGGAUCGUCAGGAGCGUAUGGGUGCAGUCGAGGAGAUGCUGCGAAUGUCGGUCAAGCAUCAGGAAGCAGAAUGGGCACGACAGGCGGCCGAGAACGCGGUAGCGGAGGCACGCGCUGCACGCGAAAUGGCGGAAAUGAAGCUUCGCGAGGGCAUCAGGCCCGUGCUCCUGCCCACGCUGGAGGAAUUCGAUGCCGCGAAGAAGAGGAUGCAGUAUCAGGAGAACCUCUUCCACUUCGCCGUCGUUGGUUCAGCUGGCAGCGGGAAGUCGUCGCUAGUCAACGCCCUGAGGGGCGUGCGGAACGGGAAGGCGGGCUCGGCACCCACUGGCACCUCCGAAACCACGAUGGAAACCGCUCGCUACCCCGACUCGAACUCCUCCAGCCCGUUUGUAUGGUACGACGUACCCGGUGCGGGCACGCAAAGUAUGCCAGACUGGAAGUACUUCAUCGAGCAAGGUCUUUACAUCUUCGACGCCAUCAUCGUCGUUUACGGGGAUCGCUUCACCGAAAUAGAUAUCGCGAUCUUGAGGAACUGCGCCCGCUGGCAGAUCCCGACGUACAUCGUGCGCUCCAAAGCCAUCAUGCACAUCCAGAACAGCAUAAACGACCUGUUGGGGUCAGAUGACGAGGACGAGGAAGACGUACCGACUAGCCUGUUCGACCGGGGGCGAGGACCGGCGUUCAGUGCACGGCACGCGGAGGCUAGGGACAGAGCCCGAGGCAAGUACAUCAAGGAGACGCGUCGCGACGUCGCCACCAAUCUCGCGCGGGCGGAGCUGCAAGACCAGCGCGUGUACAUCGUCGACAACGUCGUUCUUGUUCCUAUCGUCCGUGGAAAGGAACAUCCGGAUAUCAUCGACGAGGUGCAACUUUACAGAGACCUACUUACUGAAGCGAAGUGCAGGCGUAUUGCGGAGAAUGAUUGA
Messenger RNA from Rhodofomes roseus, 1242 nucleotides. Its product is annotated as interferon-inducible GTPase-domain-containing protein. Lineage: Eukaryota; Fungi; Basidiomycota; Agaricomycetes; Polyporales; Fomitopsidaceae. The coding region runs from base 1 to 1242 and encodes 413 amino acids. The record is from RefSeq and is a predicted model, not a curated record. Gene Ontology annotation, molecular function: GTP binding. The transcript is spliced from 2 exons. Gene Ontology annotation, cellular component: membrane.